ACCGCUCUAUAAAUGCGGAAUCAACCUUGUCCUUUUUCCUCGUGAUUCAUCAAACCCAAACACCUCUUUUCGCGUUCCAACUUCUCUCUCAAUGGCUUCUUCUUCUUCUUCUCUUUCCCUCUCACCAGACACCAAAGACCUUUCUCACCCAUCUGGUGAGGUCCAUGUUAUUGUGGGCCCCAUGUUCGCUGGCAAGACCACUGCGCUUCUUCGUCGUAUCAAAUCCGAGCUCAACGCUGCCAGGAAUGUGGUGAUGUUGAAGUCAAGCAAGGACACAAGAUAUGCGAUUGACUCGGUUGUGACGCACGAUGGGAUUAAAUUUCCUUGUUGGGCGUUACCGAAUCUCUUGUCUUUCAGAGAAAAAUAUGGCCAUGGUGCUUAUCAGAAGUUGGAUGUGAUUGGAAUAGACGAAGCACAAUUUUUUGAGGACCUAUACGAGUUUUGCUGCAAGGCUGCUGACGAGGAUGGUAAAACUGUAAUCGUUGCAGGCCUGGAUGGUGAUUACUUAAGGAGAAGCUUUGGCUCAGUGCUUCACAUAAUUCCUCUAGCAGAUUCUGUCACCAAGUUAACAGCCCGUUGCGAACUAUGUGGCAAACGUGCUUUCUUCACCUUGAGGAAGACAGAGGAUCAAGAGACUGAACUCAUUGGUGGGGCUGAUGUGUAUAUGCCUGUUUGUCGUCUACAUUAUAUGAACAGCCAUGUUGCUGAGAGGAUUGUUCUCCAAUCUCAAACUGUCAAAACUGAUUCCCUUCUUGAGCCAGCUACAGAUGUUUAAGGCUCAUUGGAAAUUGGCUUGAAUGCGUUCUCUCCACUAUGCUUCAUUGAUUGGUCACACAGCCAUGUUGGUCUGAAUCUCACUUGAUGUAUUUGCUUUAUCAGCCUUCUGUUUAUAUUUAGAAUUUUAUGUAUAGAUGAAGUUUUUUAAUGCUGCUUUGUUGUCUCUUAUGCUACCUAUGGUUUGCUCUAUUGUUUAUGCUUGAUUUUUAUGUAUAUCAUUUUCUGGAAGUGAGGAAACAGUGUAACAAGUUUAGGAAGUUAAUUGAAUGCAUCUUCAAGAUUA
Molecule: messenger RNA, 1060 nt
Organism: Vigna angularis (adzuki bean)
Lineage: Eukaryota; Viridiplantae; Streptophyta; Magnoliopsida; Fabales; Fabaceae
Product: thymidine kinase a
Exons: 4
Coding region: 92-775 (227 amino acids)
Biological process (GO): thymidine metabolic process
Molecular function (GO): ATP binding; thymidine kinase activity
Source: RefSeq, a predicted model, not a curated record